AUGGAAUUACCCAAGAGGGAAUCAAGCCACUUCCUGGUUCCAGCAAGAGGGAACCAAGCCACUUCCUGGUUCCAGCAAGAGGAAAUCAAGCCACAUCCCGGUUCCAGCAAGAGGGAACCAAGCCACAACCUGGUUCCAGCAAGAGGGAAUCAAGCCACACCCUGGUUCCAGCAAGAGGGAAUCAAGCCACACCCUGGUUCCAGCAAGAGGGAACCAAGCCACUUCCUGGUUCCAGCAAGAGGGAAUCAAGCCACAUCCCGGUUCCAGCAAGAGGGAACCAAGCCACAUCCUGGUUCCAGCAAGAGGGAAUCAAGCCACACCCUGGUUCCAGCAAGAGGGAAUCAAGCCACACCCUGGUUCCAGCAAGAGGGAAUCAAGCCCCACCCUGGUUCCAGCAAGAGGGAAUCAAGCCACAUCCCGGUUCCAGCAAGAGGGAAUCAAGCCACACCCUGGUUCCAGCAAGAGGGAAUCAAGCCACAUCCCGGUUCCAGCAAGAGGGAACCAAGCCACACCCUGGUUCCAGCAAGAGGGAAUCAAGCCACACCCUGGUUCCAGCAAGAGGGAGGUCAGCAGGAGCCAAGAUAA
Molecule: messenger RNA, 585 nt
Organism: Haliotis rufescens (red abalone)
Lineage: Eukaryota; Metazoa; Mollusca; Gastropoda; Lepetellida; Haliotidae
Exons: 2
Coding region: 1-585 (194 amino acids)
Source: RefSeq, a predicted model, not a curated record